AUGCCAGGAAACUUCCUCCUCAACCCCGUCGACGACAAAUAUCACUACAACCCUCAAAAGCACAUCCCCGACCUCUCCUCCAAAGUAAUAGUCGUGACAGGUGGUAACAACGGCGUCGGCAAAGCCACCGUCAUCGAACUAGCCAAGCACAAUCCUCAGCGCCUAUACCUCGCCGCUCGCUCGCAAGCCAAGUAUGACGAAGCAAUGACCGAUGUGCGCGCCGCCGCGCCCAACGCAAACGUUGCCUUCCUCGAGUUGGACCUCGCUUCCUUCGUGUCCGUCAAGAAGGCUGCCGACCAGAUCCUUGCCACAAACGACCGUCUCGACAUCCUGAUCAACAAUGCGGGCGUAAUGGGUCUGCCGCCGGCCCAGACAAAGGAAGGCUACGAAAUCCACUUCGGCACCAAUCACAUGGGCCAUGCUCUCCUAACGAAACUCCUGCUACCAUUGCUUCUCAAGACCGCUGAAAAGCCCGGUUCCGACGUGCGCAUCCUCAACCUCUCGUCUGAAGGACACAAGAUUGCAGCGAAACAAGUGUUCGUGCCAGACCAACUAAGCUCCUCUAUGAGCGACACCCAUUCGUACGUGCGGUACGGACAGUCCAAGCUUGCCAACGUCCUGUUCUCACGCGAACUGGCGAGGAGGUAUCCACAGAUCCUCACGACGGCAGUGCACCCAGGGCGCGUUGCGACCCCGUUGCUUGACCAGAUGUUCGCGACGAAGUCAUUCACCACGUACUUCCAAAAGAGCUUCGACGCGCUGGCGGGAGUUCUGACACCCGUGCAGGGCGCAUACACGUCGCUCUUUGCAGCGACGUGGAAGCGGGACGAAGUGCAGAAUGGAGCGUAUUAUGCUCCAUUCGGGAAGUUGAACGCUGGAAGUAAACCGUCUCAGGAUGUGGAACUCGCUAAGAGCUUGUGGGACUAUACGGAGGAAGAGAUUAAGAAGCAUGGAUACGCUUGA
Messenger RNA from Exophiala viscosa, 963 nucleotides. RefSeq lists its product as uncharacterized. The record is from RefSeq and is a predicted model, not a curated record. Lineage: Eukaryota; Fungi; Ascomycota; Eurotiomycetes; Chaetothyriales; Herpotrichiellaceae. The coding region runs from base 1 to 963 and encodes 320 amino acids. The transcript has a single exon.